Ornithorhynchus anatinus (platypus) is the source of this 2027-nucleotide messenger RNA. It is a transcript of the gene DAB1, whose product is annotated as DAB adaptor protein 1. NCBI's taxonomy places the organism in Eukaryota, Metazoa, Chordata, Mammalia, Monotremata, Ornithorhynchidae. The transcript is spliced from 16 exons. The record is from RefSeq and is a predicted model, not a curated record. Gene Ontology annotation, biological process: lateral motor column neuron migration; ventral spinal cord development. Bases 241 to 1926 code for a protein of 561 amino acids.
GGAAGGAGGAGGAAGAGCGGCGGCGGUGGCCUCGGCGGUGUCGCGGACGGCGAGGAGGAGGCGUGGAGGCCGUGAGCAGCACGCCGUCGUCCUGAUCCCGAGGCGUCUGUCCGGCCCGCAGCUGUCCGGCGGAGCGGAUGGGAUGUGUCGUCGGGGCCGCGUCUGAGGGGCCGAGGGGGCUCGGGGCGCUCCCGGGACGGACGCGGGGUCCCCGCGCCGGGGGCCGGGAGCCGGAGCACGAUGUCCACGGAGACCGAGCUGCAGGUGGCCGUGAGGGCCGGCACCAGGAGGGACUCACGCAGGAAAGGGCAGGGCCGCAGCGAGGCCGCUCUGAUCCGGCGCUUCAAGGGGGACGGGGCCCGCUACAAGGCCAAGCUGAUCGGCGUGGACGAGGUGGCCGCCGCCCGGGGAGACAAGCUGUGCCAGGACGCCAUGAUGAAGCUCAAGGGCGUGGUCGCGGGGGCCCGGGCCAAGGGGGAGCACAAACAGAAAAUCUUCCUGACCGUCUCCUUCGGAGGGAUCAAGAUCUUCGACGAGAAGACGGGGGCUCUCCAGCACCACCACGCCGUCCACGAGAUCUCCUACAUCGCCAAGGACACCACGGACCACCGCGCCUUCGGCUACGUCUGCGGGAAGGAAGGGGACCACAAGUUCGUGGCUAUCAAGACGGCCCAGGCGGCGGAGCCCGUGAUCCUGGACUUGCGAGAUCUCUUCCAGCUCAUCUACGAACUGAAGCAGAAGGAGGAAGUGGAGAAGAAGGCUCAGAAGGACAAGCAGUGUGAGCAGGCCGUGUACCAGACCAUCCUGGAAGAGGACAUGGAGGACCCGGUGUACCAGUACAUCGUGUUCGAGGCCGGACAUGAGUCGAUACGAGAGCCCGAGACGGAAGAGAGCAUUUAUCAGGUCCCCACCAGCCAGAAGAAAGAAGGCAUUUAUGACGUGCCAAAAAGCCAGCCUGUAAGUGCCGUGACGCGGCUGGAGCUCUUCGGGGACAUGUCCACCCCGCCGGACAUCACCUCUCCCCCGACUCCCGUGACCCCCGGAGACGCCUUCACCCCCGCUUCCUCCCAGACCCUGCCGGCCCCCGGGGCGGACACUCUGGGCUCCGGCCCCUUCGGCACCUCCGCCCUUCCCUCAGGUUACGUGGCCAUGGGCCCGGUCCUCCCCUCCUUCUGGGGUCAGCAGGCCGCGGUCCCGCCACACGUGGCCCUGGGGACACCGCCGGCCGUCGCUCAGGUCCUGCCCGGGGGUCAGCCCGUGGCCUGGGCUCCGCCUGGGCUCUUCGCCCCCGCCCGGUCCCCGUGGCCGCCCGGGGCCGGCCAGUUCGCGCCCGCCGCCUUCAUGCCCACGCAGACUGUCUCACCUGUGCCAGCCGCCGCGUUCCCGGCGCCCCCGGCCCCCCUGGCUGCCGCCGCCGGGGCCCCCUCGGGGGAGCCCGCCCGGUCCGGACCCCCGUCGGCCGCGGCGGGCCGGGGGCCUCCCCGGGACCUCCUCCAGCUGGCCCCGCCUCCGCCAGUGCCGGCCCGCACCCCGGACCAGUGCGCCCUGGGCGGCGGCCCCUCAGAGGCCUUCUCCGGCUACCCCAGCCCCGGCGGCGGCCCCGCCGCGCUGACCGACCCCGACGACUGCGAUGACCUGGACAUCUCCCAGCUCAACCUGACGCCCGUCACCUCCACCACCCCCUCCACCAACUCCCCCCCCACGCCAGCUCCCAGGCAGAGCUCUCCAUCCAAAUCGUCCGCGUCCCACACCAGCGACGCGGCCGCGGACGACGUGUUCGAGGAGGACUGUGAGAGCCCCGGCCGGAGCGAGGGGCCGGAGGCCGCCGCCGCCGCCCCGCUCUCCGGCCGCGGGGAGCCCCCGGACGAGGAGACCCCGGGACCACCCGGCGGGGCGGAGACCGACGAGCCCCGGCUGGCUAGCUAAGGCAGCUCAGGGCGGGGAACCUGAGUCCCUCGAAGCGCAGAUGACGGGGCUGACGGAGAGGCUUUGGUGCUGGCUGGUCGGUGUGGGGGCCUUCCGGCCUG